AUGCACUUCAACCUCCCCCUCGCAUUCUUAGCACCUCUCGCCCUCGCCCUUACUCUCAGCCAUAGGAGCUACGCCAAUACCACUCCUUUAUCAAACACCCACUCCUCCCUGCUAUCAGAGCAACACAUCGUCCUAACCGAGUUCUCGAGAGUUUUCUACACCGAAAAAAACGUCCCCCUCGCAUUCAACACCUACGUAUCCGAGUCCUACUUCCAACACAACCCGAACAUCCUAGACGGGCGCGAAGCCGCCAUCGACGCCCUAUCCCCGCUCUUCGCAACCCCCGGCGCAGAAUUCCAGAUCAUUAAUCUGUUUGUGGGCGAGGGGUUUGGGCUGGUUCAUGUGCGGGCGAUCACGCCCGGACAGAACGACUCCAGCGUUAUGGAUUUGUAUCGGUUCCGGGGAGUGGAGAUUGUGGAGCAUUGGGAUGUUGGGCAGGUUGUUACUGAAGGGGUAAAUCCGCAUCCGUUCUUUUAG
Messenger RNA from Aspergillus steynii IBT 23096, 477 nucleotides. RefSeq names its product nuclear transport factor 2 family protein. Bases 1 to 477 code for a protein of 158 amino acids. Lineage: Eukaryota; Fungi; Ascomycota; Eurotiomycetes; Eurotiales; Aspergillaceae. The transcript has a single exon. The record is from RefSeq and is a predicted model, not a curated record.